Molecule: messenger RNA, 1868 nt
Organism: Silurus meridionalis
Lineage: Eukaryota; Metazoa; Chordata; Actinopteri; Siluriformes; Siluridae
Gene: stk25b
Product: serine/threonine kinase 25b
Exons: 11
Coding region: 339-1616 (425 amino acids)
Biological process (GO): protein phosphorylation
Molecular function (GO): ATP binding; protein kinase activity
Source: RefSeq, a predicted model, not a curated record
CAAAGCAACACACAACAAGCCUGCGCGAGGACUCGCCCUGAAACGGGUUAUAACGCGUUAUAACGGCUCCUAACGGCUUAUGAAGCCUGGCAACGACCCGGCGCGCCUUCAUUCAUGGAGCUAAAGGAAACCUGAGCGCUUUUUCUGUCGGCGGUCCGGACUGAAAGAGACACGGGAGGCCGAAAACACGGCGCAGUGGCGGCGCUGCCCCUGGAGCUCAGUCUCUCUCUGCCCCAUUUCCAGGCUCCAGGGCUGAAGACGGGGGACCGGAACCGGCGCGACAUCUUUAUUCAUAUUUAUAGGGAAUAAAUCAGAAAGAGGGACUGACAGCCUUCAGCAUGGCGCACAUCCGGGCCAUCAACCAGAAUGCUCGUUUGGACCCAGAAGAGUACUUCACUAAGCAGGAGCGGAUUGGGAAGGGUUCGUUCGGUGAAGUCUAUAAAGGCAUCAAUAACCGCACUAAAGAGGUGGUGGCCAUCAAGAUCAUCGACCUGGAGGAGGCCGAGGACGAGAUCGAGGACAUCCAGCAGGAGAUCACCGUCCUCAGCCAGUGUGACAGCCCCUUCGUCACCAAGUACUACGGCUCUUAUCUCAAGGGAACUAAACUGUGGAUCAUUAUGGAAUAUUUGGGAGGAGGAUCUGCUUUAGAUCUUCUCCGACCUGGGCCUUUGGAGGAGACGUACAUCGCCACUAUACUUAGGGAAAUUCUGAAGGGUCUGGAGUAUCUACACUCCGAAAGAAAAAUCCAUCGCGAUAUCAAAGCUGCCAACGUGCUGCUGUCUGAGCAGGGGGACGUGAAGCUGGCGGACUUCGGCGUGGCCGGUCAGCUCACAGACACACAGAUUAAGAGGAACACGUUUGUGGGAACUCCGUUCUGGAUGGCGCCGGAGGUCAUCAAACAAUCUGCCUACGACUUCAAGGCUGAUAUCUGGUCGUUGGGCAUCACAGCCAUCGAGUUGGCUAAAGGAGAGCCGCCGAACUCGGACCUGCAUCCCAUGCGUGUGCUGUUCCUCAUCCCUAAAAACACACCCCCUACGCUGGAGGGCUCCUACAGCAAACCCUUCAAAGAGUUUGUAGAGGCGUGUCUCAAUAAAGACCCGCGAUUCAGACCCACAGCUAAAGAGCUGCUCAAGCACAAGUUCAUCACACGCUACACCAAGAAGACGUCCUACCUGACCGAGCUGAUCGACCGAUACCGCCGCUGGAAAUCUGAGGGCCACGGAGAAGAGUCCAGCUCCGAUGACUCCGACAUGGACGGAGACGGUGACGAGAGGGAGCAGUGUCCCAUGUGGACGUUCCCUACAGUGCGCCACAGCUCCUUGAAUAAACUGCAGAAAGACUACGCUAACACAGACUCGGAGACGGCUGAGACGGUGAAGAGGCAGCCGAGGUCUCAGUGUCUGUCGGCUCUCGUCUCGCCCAUUUUCAGAGAGUUAAAGGAGAAGCGGAGGGCGAGUGGAGAAGGAAUCGGGGCCAUAGAGGAGCUGGAGAACGCCUUUAACCUGGCCGAGGAGUCGUGUCCUGGCAUCUCAGACCUGCUGGUGACACACGUGAUGGAGAGAAUGUGUCGGUUUGCGCUGAACAGCAAUGGAAACACCACCCCAUCGUCACGGUGAAGACCCCCUCCCCCCUCCUGGGCUCGGGCUUGACCCCUGACUGCCUGUUCGUGACCUCGUGGUGCCCCCCCCCCCCCUAACGUGAUACCCCACCACCUCCACCGAGCAGAUGUUUUAAUGCGUUGUAAUGAAAUAUUUUUACAGGUUCUUUAUAGAGCGGAGAUAUUUAAAAGAGACAAAGACCACGGCACUGAGCUGUGUGUUCACCCCGUGUCCCUCAACAUCAACCUCAUAAAACCUCACACACACUUA